AUGUCGCGGUUCGGAGAGGUGAAGAUCGAGGAGGUGCUGACCUACAAGGUAGCCCCGGCGUGGAACAAGGAGAAGGUUUGUCAAGAACAAGGACGGUACAAGGAGCACGAGCAGAUCCGGGAGCAAGCUCUAAGCGCUCUAAGCGAGAAACAGCGGCAAGGCCAGGGGAAGAGGAGGGGCGUGGAGAAGGUCCAAGACCGGGAGAGGGGCGGGGCUAGGUAUAGGAUCCGAUUAGCCGGCAGGACCCGAGCGAAGAGAAAGGGACGGUGCGAAGAGAAGUGGGCAGGCCGGGCAAAAAGUGGGGCAGGGCGAGGUUCAGCUACAACAGCAGGUGCAGGUUCAAGCCACGCUGUGUUCUGUCCCACGAUAAACCCUGCUGGCCCUGCGCGGCCGAGACUACAAGUCCUCUGGAUGCUGUGGUUACUGUUGGCGGUGCUAUUAUCACCGUGGAGUCUGUGGGCUGUUGAGGAGUGCACCUGGCAGGUUGUCCUGAACAAGUUCGAGAUGGUAGGCACGAACAGCGUGAGUGACCACUUCUUUGAUCAAGAGCCUCUGGACACAGUGGACAGCUUGUUUGGCCUUCUGGUAGACGCACCCAUAGACCCGGACGAGAAAUACCUGGGCUUCCCUUACUACCUGAAGAUCAAUUACUCCUGCAAGGGAGAGUCCUCCGAGGCUCUCGUCCGCAAGGGCCACCUGACAGGGCUGAAGCCUGUGGUGCUAGUCACCUUCCAGUCCCCAGUUAACUUCAAUCGUUGGAAGUUAGAGCAGCUACAGAUCCAGAUGGAGGCAGCUCCCUUCCGCAGCAAAGAACAGUGCAGCGCAGAGGAGGUGUGUGUCAUGAGCUGGUACACGCCCAUGCCUCUCAAGAAUGGCAGUGUGGUCAUGUAUGUGGAUGUCAGCAGUAAUGGCCUAGGGCCCUUCAUCCCCAACAAAAGGUUUCAGGUGAACAUCAAUGGCUUCCUGAAGAGAGAGCAACACAACAAACUCCGGUUCACUGUGGGAAAUGAGCUCUUCAAUCUGAUACCCCGGUACUUUGUGAACGUCUCAUCGAGACCCUUGUGGUACACUGUGGACCAGGCACCUGUGCUCAUCCUGGGUGGAAUUCCUGAGGAGAAGUCCAUCCUGCUGACUGACACCAGCUUCAAGGACUUUUUUCUUGUGGAGUUGAGCAUUGACAGCUGCUGGGUAGGCUCCUUCUACUGCCCCCAGGCCAGCUUCACCGCCACCAUCUACGAUGCCAUCGCCACAGAGAGCACCCUCUUCAUUCGGCAGAACCAGCUUGUCUACUAUUUUACAGGCACCUAUAUCACACUCCACGAGGGCAACCAUGGCAGUGAGAGCUGGGUACGUGUACUGCCCAACGAGUGCAUCAAGAAGCUGUGCCCCGUGCAUUUUCACAGUAAUGGCUCCGAGUACAUCAUGGCCCUCACCGUUGGGAAGCACGAAGGUUAUGUCCACUUUGGGACCAUCACUGAUGGCCAUGUGUCCUUCAAGAUGCUGCCCAGGAAACAGUCUGUGUGUGAAAGGAUACAAGUUGUCGUCUGCUCCGUAACCUGGGCCGUAUACAUUGAGGGUGGCUACAAUCUACUGCUGCUAGUGGAGACUGAAGACAAUGGUGCCAGGAAGAAUUUCCUGGUGGUCAGCUACAACCUGGUCACUGAUUCCCUGGAAGUUGUCUACACCAUCCCGAAAUUCAUUCCUGAUGCACGAGGCCUGGAGUUCCUGAUGAUCCUAGGGACAGAAUCGUAUACCAGCUUCCCAAUGGUGCCCAAGGGCAUGUCCUACAACCCAUUUAACAGCCUGAUGUUCAUCUGGGGAAACUUUCUCCUGCAGAGCUAUGACAAUGAAAACUUCAUCUACCUGGCAGACUUCCCCAAGGAGCUGUCCAUCAAGUAUCUGGUCAACUCGUUCCAUGGGGACAUAGCUGUUGUCACAGAGACGGAGGAGAUCUGGUACCUCCUGGAGGGCAGCUAUCGGGUGUACAAGCUGUUCCCCUCCGAGGGCUGGGAGGUGUAUGUCAGCCUACAAGUGAUGCAUCAGUCCUCUCUCUACGCUCCCAGUGAGACCAUGGUCACCCUCUUCUAUGAAGACAGCAGUUUGUACCAGCUGGUGUACCUUGUAAACAACCAUCAUCAGGGCCAGCUCGUCAAGAGGCUUGUGCCUGUGGAACAACUCCUCAUGUACCAACAGCUCAGCAGCCGAUACCUCUUGCCACGGCAAAGGAGUCACUCGAAGCUCUCCUUCACCAACUUCUGCCCCUUCACGGUGAUGCGCCUGAGAGACCUGCCCAACCCGCAGAUCUACACGCGCCAGGAGCGCUACAGGGCGAAGCCGCCGCGCGUCUUGGAGCCCUCCGGCUUCCACACCAAGAACUCGCUAGCUGUCUAUCAGGGCCUCGUCUACUACCUGCUCUGGUUGCAGUCCAAGUACGACAAGCCUUACGCAGACCCGGUGCACGACUCCACCUGGCGCUGGUGGAAGAACAAGAAACAGGACCAGGACUACUACUACUACCUGGCGAGCACCUGGCAAAGUGCGGGUAAUGUGCACAUUGACAUGGCCAACUACAAAAAGAUCUACGACCUCAAGGCCGAGUACCAGCUACCCGAGCGCAUCUUCCUGGAUAAGGGCACCAGCUACCGCUUCUCCAUCUUCCUGACCGCCCGGGGCCACUCGUUCAAGUCGAGGCCUGAGCCUGGCAACAUCUUCCAGCUCCAGAGCCAGGUGGACCUAGGCGUGGUGCUGUCCGACCCAGACUGCACUGAGGUGGUGGUGAAGCAGAAGGUCCUUAUUAAUCGCAACUCAGUGCUUUUCUGGAUUACGCUCAGUGAUAAAAGUUUUUGCUUUGACCAGGGCAUUAGUGGACAUAAUCUCAUGAAGACCUCCAUGCUGGUCAAGGUUGUGGGGUCGGCUGGGCACUGCUUCCAGAACACGGACCAGGGGACCCGCAUGCAAGGUAACCUGAUGGUGCCAGUGCUUAUCGGCUGCCCACCCGGCAAGCGCCUGGCCUUUGACAUCACCUACACUCUGGCGUACAACCGCUUACAAAACAAACACUUCUUCGACUGCAUUCAGGUGGAUCCUGAGAUGCCCUGCUUCCUCUUCCGUGACAUGUUCUACCCCUUCUUCUUGAUCCAAGAUUUGGUGACAGGAGACUCUGGUAGUUUUCAGGGCAGCUAUGUUCUGAAGGUGGUGGGCGGCGGGCCUACCCUGGACACCAUCAAAGAAUACAGCGAGGAAGAGAUUUACCGCUUCAACAGCCCUCUGGACAACUCUGACAGCCUCAUCUGGACCACCAAGAACACAACAACCAAGGAUUCAGCCUUCAGCAUUCUGUCCCACCAGAGCUUGGGCAUUGAGUGGCUGUGUCUGGAGAACUCCCCAUGCCAUGACGCUGUUCCCCAUAGCAUCUACACCCCCGAAUUCUUCUUCAAGGUGUUGGUGAGCAAUAGAGGUGUGGACAAGAGCACAUACUGUGAUUACCAGCUCAUCUUCCUGCUGCAUAUCCAUGGGCUUCCACUCAGUGCCAAGAGGGCCUUCUUCAUCCUCAUGGUGUCAGCCAGCGUGUUUCUCGGCCUAGUGAUCCUCUACAUCAUCAUCUGCCUCUUGCUGCCUCUUAUGGUUAAGAUCUGCAACAUCCUUCGCUGGAAGAUCAACAACAUCAUCACCUCAGAAUCCUACUACACUUACAGCUCCUCUUCCAGAGACUUCAGCAGCACAUCUGAGACCAAAUCUAGUGUUGACUCCAAGGUCAGCUCCAACGCAGGAGAGAAUAAGGCUGAACCUGAUGAAACCAUGAAGAAGAAAUCACUGACCUGA
This is a messenger RNA of Pteronotus mesoamericanus, 3822 nucleotides long. It is a transcript of the gene CATSPERG, whose product is annotated as cation channel sperm associated auxiliary subunit gamma. The record is from RefSeq and is a predicted model, not a curated record. Bases 1 to 3822 code for a protein of 1273 amino acids. Gene Ontology annotation, cellular component: sperm principal piece; motile cilium; CatSper complex. Lineage: Eukaryota; Metazoa; Chordata; Mammalia; Chiroptera; Mormoopidae. The transcript is spliced from 30 exons.